GGGACUGAUUGCCAGUGCUGAGAACACACCAACCUCUCCGACUUCACACUCGAUUACGGCUGUUAAGAAAGGCAAAGCAUGACUGCGGACUAUGGGAUGUGUGUGCGUUGGCUGCUUCGAAAGUGUGUCUUCUUCUUCCUGGCAUCGGUUCAGUUUAUUCAAAGUAGAGAUGUCACCAUGGUGAUAGGAGAGGUGGGUGGGGCUGUGACCCUCCCCUGUACGUCUGACCUCUCCCCAAUCUACCUGUAUGUACAGAGACCUGACCCAGUGGAGUUCAUUAACGGCUACCAUCAGACAAAGGUCUUACCAUCGCCUGACCCAAAGUAUGCAAACCGUACGCAUGUAGACCCCAAACAGGGAACAAUGAAGCUGUGGAGUAUAUGGCCGUCAGAUGAGGGGCUGUACGAAUGCCACAUCCGAUACCCAACCAAGGACAACCGGGAGAUCAUACAGCUCAAUGUGACAGCCAACUACAGCAUCCCCAAUGUAACAGUGGCUUGUGACAGCAGCAGUUGCUUGGUGACGUGUUCCUCCGACAACGGUUACCCUCGUAGGGACGUUGAGUGGAGCCCGAACCCUCCUCUGAACCAGAGCCACUGGAGAGCAGUGAACAGCAGUGGGAGGAGAGACCCGGUCUCUACGCUGUUCUCGGUCUUCAGUUCCAUAUCCGUCAGCUGCUCCUCCGGACCCUGGCUGAACCUCAGCUGUGCUGUAGGGGGCGCCCUCUCACAGGAACACACCGUCUGCAUGCCACAGGCAGGCUCUCCUGAUAUCCUUGUUGUCUGUGUGAUCUCUGCUGUCUCUGCUGUUCUGCUGUGUUUCCUGGUUCUGGUAUUUAUCAGCAAGAAAAGGAAGGCUAAGCCAGCCAGAGGUAAUCAAGGAGGGAAGGUUGCAGCAAAUUCAGAAAAUGUACAGCUGACCUGAAGGAACCCAGACACUUGAACAUUCGGAAGACAGAAUGUGGAAGGUUCUAUUAUUUGACUCAUUGGAUACUGCCUUCUAAUGGGAUAUGGUAAAGAGAUUACUGAGGUGACCUAAACAUUGCCUGAACUUGGUGCUGUUGGAAACUAUGUUAACUUUCCUCUACAUGCUGGAUGGUAAGCUGGACUUCAGGGGUGUUUUUACGGCGUUGAGGAAGACUGAAAAUGGUAUGUUAAAAUGACUGAGUUCCACAGAAAACCAAUGAAUACUUGAAAUGCAAUGACUGUCCUCAAUGUGUGCACUAAACCAGGGCAUGCAAUUAUCCAAGGCAACAUAUACAAUUAUUUGUAUUGUGUUGUAUUAGGACUAGCGACAUGCACUUUAGAAAAGUGUACACUUAUCCAGUGAUCACUUAUCAGGGAUUGACUGUAUUCAACUGAUUGAUGAAUAUUGGAAGUGAGUGUGUCUGUCAGUAGUAGAUCUUACUCCAGUUCCUCCCAGUAGGUCCUAUUACUGCCAGUCUAAACUGGUUUUAUAAAGCUGAGAUUCGCAUAAGGUGAAACGGCGCCACUGGCCGCCCCAGGCGCAUUUGUUAUUGUUUUUUAAACGGGGCAGAGGAGCAUACAUACUCUGCUGUUCUAUCGUGUGUGCAAUGACGUCAGAGGUAAAACACACAGUGUUCUUUAUUUAAAGUUGUUGUAAUAUGGCAAACGGACGUGGCAGUUUCACCGCUACGGAUUCCAGCUUUAAGGACUUACGGGUUUUCAGUGUUUGUGAGCAGAAGACGAAUGUUGAAUGUGUGUAAGAAUGUGUCUUGAUUCUUUUUGGAAUUAUUUUCAAAGUUCUGUUAUAUAGGCAAAAUAUUUAUAUGAAUUAUUAUGUUAUUCUCAUGUAAGAUACUAUUGUAUUAUUUUUAUACAAGUUAUGAAUAAGUUAUUCAUCUUAAAUUAUGUCUUUCAACUUUUUAAUAAUAAAAAUAUAUACAGUUGAAGUCAGAAGUUUACAUACACCUUAGCCAAAUACAUUUAA
Messenger RNA from Coregonus clupeaformis (lake whitefish), 1950 nucleotides. Its product is annotated as ICOS ligand. The record is from RefSeq and is a predicted model, not a curated record. Gene Ontology annotation, biological process: positive regulation of T cell proliferation; immune response; cellular response to lipopolysaccharide. Gene Ontology annotation, cellular component: external side of plasma membrane. Bases 79 to 924 code for a protein of 281 amino acids. Lineage: Eukaryota; Metazoa; Chordata; Actinopteri; Salmoniformes; Salmonidae. The transcript has 8 exons.